AACAUGGCGGCGGGAAGGGAGUGAGCCGCCCCGCGUCGCCGCUGCGCCCGCAGAUUUCUCCAUCUUGCUAAGGAGGAACAAUUCCCUUUUUGGCAUAGCUGAUGGUACCAUGCAAAAAUCAGAUCCUCGAAAAGAUGGAGAAGUUAAUGUACAGAGAAACUGACUUGUCAGAGGUCAGAGCAAGGUAUUGGUGGAUCCAGGGAUAAAUCCCAGACCUCUUAACUCCUUGGCCAGUUUUUAGUUCGUUGACUAUGCAGCCUAGUGUAAUAGACUGGAAUGAUGUUAGAAAACACAAAUAUGGUCACCUAUCAGAGUGUGCAUCCCGAUAUCAAGAAGCUACUGACAUCCUGGAGCUAGCAUCUAGUGCUUUUUGCAUGGCCCAAAGGGGCCCUGUGCUGCUCCACUACAGAGGAAACUUCAAGAAAUGCUGGUUUGCUACAGUGUUUUAGCUUGUGAGAGUCUCUGGGACCUUCCCUGCUCCACCAUGGGGUCACCUCUAGGUCAUUUUACCUGGGACAAAUACCUAAAAGAAACAUGUUCAGUCCCAGCGCCUGUCCAUUGCUUCAAGCAGUCCUACACACCUCCAAGCAACGAGUUCAAGAUCAGCAUGAAAUUGGAAGCACAGGACCCCAGGAACACCACAUCCACCUGUAUUGCCACAGUAGUUGGACUGACAGGUGCUCGCCUCCGCCUUCGCCUUGAUGGCAGCGACAACAAGAAUGACUUCUGGCGGCUAGUUGACUCCGCUGAAAUCCAGCCUAUUGGGAACUGUGAGAAGAAUGGGGGUAUGCUGCAGCCCCCUCUGGGAUUUCGGCUGAAUGCCUCCUCUUGGCCCAUGUUCCUUUUGAAGACGCUAAAUGGAGCAGAGAUGGCUCCCAUCAGGAUUUUCCACAAGGAACCACCAUCGCCUUCCCACAACUUCUUCAAAAUGGGAAUGAAGCUAGAAGCUGUGGACAGGAAGAACCCUCAUUUUAUUUGCCCAGCUACUAUUGGGGAGGUGCGGGGCUCAGAAGUGCUCGUCACUUUUGAUGGAUGGCGAGGGGCCUUUGACUACUGGUGCCGCUUCGACUCCCGGGACAUCUUCCCUGUGGGCUGGUGUUCCUUGACUGGAGAUAACCUGCAGCCACCUGGUACUAAAGUUAUGAUUCCAAAGAAUCCCUAUCCUGCAUCUGAUGUGAACACUGAGAAGCCCAGCAUCCACAGCAGCACCAAAACUGUCUUGGAGCAUCAACCAGGGCAGAGGGGGCGUAAACCAGGAAAGAAGCGGGGCCGGACGCCCAAGCCCCUAAUUCCCCAUCCCAUCUCUACCCCAUCCAAGUCAGCUGAACCUUUGAAAUUCCCAAAGAAGAGGGGUCCCAAACCUGGCAGUAAGAGGAAACCUCGGACUUUGAUGAACCCACCACCCACCUCACCAACAACCAGCACCCCUGAACCGGAUACCAGCACUGUACCCCAAGAUGCUGCCACCAUCCCCAGCUCAGCCAUGCAGGCCCCCACAGUUUGUGUUUACUUGAACAAGAACGGCAACACAGGCCCCCACCUGGAUAAGAAGAAGGUGCAGCAGCUCCCUGACCAUUUUGGGCCAGCCCGCGCCUCUGUGGUGUUGCAGCAGGCUGUCCAGGCUUGCAUCGACUGUGCUUAUCACCAGAAAACCGUCUUCAGCUUCCUCAAACAGGGCCACGGGGGUGAGGUUAUCUCAGCCGUGUUUGACCGGGAACAGCACACCCUCAACCUCCCAGCAGUCAACAGCAUCACCUACGUCCUCCGCUUCCUGGAGAAACUCUGCCACAACCUUCACAGUGACAAUCUGUUUGGCAACCAGCCCUUCACACAGACUCACUUGUCACUCACCACCACAGAGUACAGCCACAGCCACGACAGGUACCUACCAGGUGAAACCUUUGUCCUGGGGAAUAGUCUGGCCCGGUCCUUGGAGCCACACUCAGACUCAAUGGACUCCGCCUUGAAUCCCACCAACCUUGUCAGCACCUCCCAAAAUCUUCGAACCCCUGGGUACCGGACUCUGCUUCCAUCCUGUGGCCUCCCACUGAGCACGGCCUCAGCUGUGCACAGGCUGUGCUCCAGGGGAGUACGUGCAGCAUGGAAAGGACAGACGACUGAAGACUGGAGUCCUGGGGACCAGCAGUGUCAGGAGCUGGGAGCAGGAAGAGGAUCCCGCCAGGGAAACAAAGGAAUAGUCAAAUGGUCGGACCGAUACCUGGAAAGCCGGGAUGCCUCUCGACUGAGUGGCCGGGACCCCUCGUCAUGGACAGUCGAGGACGUGAUGCAGUUUGUCCGGGAAGCUGAUCCUCAGCUGGGACCCCAUGCUGACCUCUUUCGCAAACAUGAGAUCGACGGCAAGGCCCUGCUUCUGCUGCGCAGCGACGUGAUGAUGAAGUACAUGGGUCUGAAGCUGGGGCCCGCACUCAAGCUCUCCUACCACAUUGACCGGCUGAAACAGGGCAAGUUCUGAAGCAGGGAGACGCAGCUAGACAGCUGAGGGGCCAAGCAGAUGAGGGCGUUCUUCUCCCAGGAAGGAGGGGGCACUUGCUGGUGCCUCAGUGGGGUUCAGGGCCACCUCAGGACUCCAGGAGGCUGUGUGGAGCCACCACUGCUGCCCUCUCUUGCCAUGAUGUGUCCUUCCAUGAAGGACUGAGGGGGGAAUGUGGGGCCCAGGGCUGGUGCUGCUCUUCCCCUCAGCCCUGCCUCAGCUCUGAGCUCUCCCUGUAUUUAUUUCUCGAGCUGGCCGGCCUCUCACCAGGGCUUUAGACUAAACACCUUCCAAGUGACGGAGGAAGGGGCCAACCCCUGAGGCCUCGGAAGAUGGGGCCUGAGUUGAUAUCUGUGCCCAGUCCCCUUACCACCUGCUGGGCCUGAUAUAGCACCCCAUUACCCCACAACUCCUGCCUUCUCACAAGAUCCCCAGAGUCCAAACUCAUGGUGCAAACCUCUACCUUUUUUAAAACAAGACCUUUUCUUAUUGUUAAUUUAUUGUUUCUGACACUUGGGCAAACCCUCCAGCUCAUACUUCUCAAGCUCCAGACAUUGAGUUUCAGAAGGAGAGAGACUGCCCUGCUCUGGUCCCAGAGAGGCAUGGCCCCUUUCCAGAGGAUGUUACUCUAGGGCACUUCUCUUUGGGAUGGACAGACCUAUAAAGCCUUGACCACGUCACUCAGCAUAGGGGGAGAGAGGGUCCCGGUCCCCUUCCCCUCUCUUCCUCUACUGGGCCCCUUGCAGCCCUGGCCUCAUCUGUGGGAAUGGGAGUCCCCUGCCCCACGCUGUUCCCCACCACAGCUCCUUGCCCUGGCCAGAACUGCUGUGGAAGACGUUUGUGCCCAACAGUUUUAAGCCAAGAAGGCCCCAAGGUGGAUGGGAGGGGAGGGUCUCCAGGCCAGCGUCUGGUUACACUCACCCCACUGUCCAUAUGCUUCCUUUCUAAGCAAGUCAGCAGCACAGCUGCCCCCGCUGCCAUCUGGACUUAUUUUAUGUCGAUUUGUUUAUAAAUAAAAAACAAUAUAGAUGCCAAUGUCUUUUCAGUCAGCCAACAGCCAAAUCACUGCGCCUCCAAAGGGCAGGUUGGUCCCCUUCUCUCAGUCUUGGUUUCCUCGUAUACAAAAUGAGGAGCUUGGACAAGACGAUCCCCCAGAGGCUCCUGCAGAGGCUAGCCUGCAUCGUACGUCUCCCACCAGCAGGGGCCAGGUACUCAAGUCCAGGGCCACGUGUCCCUGUUUCUAACGGGGUCACAGAAGGAGGUGAGGGGCAGCAGCACAGUGCGCUAUAACAUUUACAUCCCUUACCGUGCGCCCCACAA
Messenger RNA from Equus quagga, 3811 nucleotides. RefSeq names its product Scm polycomb group protein homolog 1 (gene SCMH1). The record is from RefSeq and is a predicted model, not a curated record. Gene Ontology annotation, cellular component: nucleus. The transcript is spliced from 18 exons. Bases 425 to 2473 code for a protein of 682 amino acids. Gene Ontology annotation, molecular function: protein binding. Gene Ontology annotation, biological process: regulation of DNA-templated transcription. NCBI's taxonomy places the organism in Eukaryota, Metazoa, Chordata, Mammalia, Perissodactyla, Equidae.